AACAAGACUGAAAAAAAAUACUAUCCAGAGUGAAAAUGCAAGCAGCGGCGAUGGCAGUUCAACCAGUAAUCAAGGUAGCUGGGAUCUGUGGUUCCCUCCGUAAAGGUUCCUAUAACCGUGGUCUCCUCAAUGCCGCGAUUGAGAUAUGUAAGGAUUCUGUAAAGGGAAUGGAGAUUGAGUACGUUGACAUAUCGCCGUUACCGUUUCUGAAUACUGAUCUUGAGGUGAACGGAACUUAUCCACCUGCUGUUGAGGCUUUUCGUAAGAAGAUUGAAGAAGCUGAUUGUUACCUUUUUGCUUCUCCUGAGUACAACUAUUCCGUUACAGGACCCCUGAAAAAUGCAAUUGAUUGGGCAUCUCGACCUCCAAACGUUUGGGCUGAUAAGGCAGCAGCAAUGGUGAGUGCUGGUGGUGGCUUUGGUGGAGGAAGAUCACAGUAUCACCUUCGGCAGAUAGGAGUCUACCUUGAUCUUCAUUUCAUUAACAAACCUGAAUUUUUCCUGAACGCAUUCCAGCAACCAUCGAAGUUUGACAGUGAUGGUGUGCUGACAGAUGAAGAAACCAAGCAGAGAAUCAAAGCAGUUCUUUUGGCUUUACAGGCAUUUACCUUGAGACUCAAAGGCAAGUGUGAAUAGCUUCUCCCAGUGAAUGUGGUCCAUUUCUUCAUCCAAUAUGGGUGGUCAAAAUUUUCUCCUGCAUUUCCAGCUCACAUGGAUAAGAAUUCUACUUUUAGAUUUGAAACAUCUGUUCAGUUGAUUAAACGUGUUAGCAGAAUUGAAAUUGUAUGAAAGUGAUUGAUGUAAUGGCUGGAUAAGUAAAAUCUGUGUCUGGAGUAUUACUAGCUAUUUAAGUUAUUAUCUGGCUUAAUGUUC
This is a messenger RNA of Lycium ferocissimum, 872 nucleotides long. RefSeq names its product NAD(P)H:quinone oxidoreductase. Gene Ontology annotation, cellular component: cytosol. The record is from RefSeq and is a predicted model, not a curated record. The coding region runs from base 36 to 635 and encodes 199 amino acids. The transcript has 3 exons. Gene Ontology annotation, molecular function: FMN binding; oxidoreductase activity. NCBI's taxonomy places the organism in Eukaryota, Viridiplantae, Streptophyta, Magnoliopsida, Solanales, Solanaceae.